AACCCUAAUGCACUUCAAAUCAUUAAACCCCAAAUAUCUCUACCUCUCUCCUUCUCUAAUGGAGCAGCAGCGAAAGAACCAAUUGUUACCGCUAAACUUAAACCAGAAGGAGAAGCAACAAACAGUAUGCGAACAAUGCAAAGAGAACCCAUCGAACUACAAAUGCCCAGGCUGCUCUCUUCGCUCCUGCAGCCUCCCUUGUGUCAAAGCUCACAAGGAACGCACUGGCUGUUCGGGCAAGCGGAAUCAGACCCAAUUCGUCCCUCUAUCUCAGUUCAAUGAUAAUCUGUUAUUAUCUGAUUACAAUUUGCUGGAGGAAAUGAAGAGGGUUGCUGAAUCUGCUCAAAGAAUGAGAACAAAAUUGUGUGCAUAUCCUCAUUUUAAGUUACCAGCUCAUCUUCGAAGCCUUAGGGGUGCUGCUGCAGGCCGCAAAACAAAGCUUCUUUUUCUCCCAAGUGGAAUGUCAAAGAGGGAGAAAAAUCAAUCUCGAUACAACCAAAGGAAGAAAUUUAUAUCUUGGACAAUUGAGUGGCGAUUUCACGCUACAGCUGUUGUUUUACUUGACCAUGGAGUACAUGAAGACAGAAACCUUUGCUCUAUAAUUGAGAAGCAUCUAAAACCUGGGCCUUGGAGUAAUCAGUUAACGCAAUUCUCUGAGGAGCAUCUGGAAUCUCUCAAAUUUUUUAUCCGUAAAUAUCCAAAGGGACCCAAGUCACUCUUUCAUGAGGUGGACAUAAAGGCCCCAUUGAGGCAACAAUUAGCAAAAGUAGUUAUUUUGGAGUACCCUGUUAUUCAUGUUUUUCUCCCUUCACACAAAAUUGAUUUUGAAGUUGUCAAAGUUGUGGAUCUUGUCAGUCAGAGACCUGACAAUAAGAAUUCUGUUCACAAUGAUCAAUCAAUCCCAAAAGGUGUUGUCUUCAAGGAAGAGGAAAUAGAAGAACAUCAUGGCUCUUCAGAUCCUCAGGUUUAUGAUUUCAUGAAGAAUAUAACUUUGAGUCCGCCGCAUGAAAUCCCUCAUCAUAAUGUGUCUGAGAAAGCAUUUGAUGGCUCGUCUAAUGGCUCCAUAUUGGCGAGAGGGACAACAGGCAAUGAUUCACAUUCCAGCUCCAAGAGCAUAGAACUAGGAAUUUUUGAUAUGGACUUCGAUUUCGACCCAGGCUUGAUAGAUGCAUACCCAGAUCUCAUUGGGGAAGUCAAUCCCGAUUACUUUCUUUGUUUGGACAGUGAAUUUCUCAAGGAAGAGAAGAUAGAGGAAAGCAAAGAUUUCCCAAGUUCACAGGGAAUUUUAUCACUGCAGGAGGAAGUAGAAGAGGGGGAAAUUGUGGAGUAAUUGAUACUCUGUAUCUGUGUCGCAAUUUUAUUGAUGUACCUUAAAGGAGCAGCUCCUUUGAAGUGUUUUUCGACUCUAGGUUCGGUUCUUCAAUCCUUUAAUAUUAAGGUUGCGGAGCAGAGUUCAUGUCUGAUUGUGAGGCACACAUGCAUGCCUGCAUAUGAAGCUUAUGGAUGCAAUCUGAAAUGUACAUUUGGACUGCCACAUCUAAUUACAUUGGAACAUAUGGUUUUGAUAUUGGCAGUCUGUUUUCAUGCUUCCACCUUUGGAAACUGCCUGCCUUCUUAAUAUGCUAGAGCUACAUAGCUGGUGAAACUAAGAUGUUGGUCAUCUUUCGUCUCCAGAUGUUCAAUGGUUUAACUAUUUUAUUCACUUCAGUUGCAAAAUUCCAUGGUAGAAAGCACUUGGUUGUCAUUCAAAAUAUCUUACUCUGUAUUUUUGAGCCAUGAUAUAUACGUAUACUGAUCAGUUGAUAUAUGGUGCUUGUAAAUUGAGUGCUAAAUAUUAAUAUAAUUUUAGAAUUUUAUUUCA
Molecule: messenger RNA, 1861 nt
Organism: Jatropha curcas
Lineage: Eukaryota; Viridiplantae; Streptophyta; Magnoliopsida; Malpighiales; Euphorbiaceae
Product: HIT-type Zinc finger family protein
Biological process (GO): box C/D snoRNP assembly; maturation of LSU-rRNA from tricistronic rRNA transcript (SSU-rRNA, 5.8S rRNA, LSU-rRNA); snoRNA localization
Cellular component (GO): pre-snoRNP complex; nucleus
Source: RefSeq, a predicted model, not a curated record